Messenger RNA from Diabrotica virgifera virgifera (western corn rootworm), 5456 nucleotides. RefSeq names its product gastrula zinc finger protein XlCGF57.1-like. Lineage: Eukaryota; Metazoa; Arthropoda; Insecta; Coleoptera; Chrysomelidae. Gene Ontology annotation, cellular component: nucleus. Gene Ontology annotation, molecular function: DNA-binding transcription factor activity, RNA polymerase II-specific; RNA polymerase II transcription regulatory region sequence-specific DNA binding. The transcript has 2 exons. The record is from RefSeq and is a predicted model, not a curated record. Gene Ontology annotation, biological process: regulation of transcription by RNA polymerase II. The coding region runs from base 257 to 1912 and encodes 551 amino acids.
GUCCUCCUCGUCCGUGCCUAUACUCACACUGAAUGUCAUUAUAGAUUCUCAAUACAAUGUGUUAGAAGGAGAUGCAGCAAACCAGUCCCUGAGAUCUUGUCGUCAGGAAGCGCGGAAGGUAGGCUCCCUCUAUGUUAAUAUAUACCUCUAUGGGUUAUAUGUUAUUUUUAUUUUACUUUAACAGUUUACACAGUAUUUUUUUGAUAUUUUUCAUAAUACAAAAUCAAGAUAGACGUAUUAUAUAUUACUAAAAAUCAUGUCUAAUCAAAGUGACGUAAAAGAAGAAGUUGGUGAAACGACUUGCAAAAGAGAAAUAGAUAAUGAAGUUCUAGAGGACACCUGUAAAAUCGAAAUUAAGGAUGAACCUAUCAGGGAAAGUACAAAUGAUACAUUUGAUUUUUUAGAGGUUAAUAUAUGUUCUAUAAAAGCUGAAAUCAAACAAGAUGAUGGUUUCUCUUGCAAAGAUAAACAAACUGAUGCAAGUAGCCUAUUAACCGAUCAUGCUAGAAGGAAUGUACAUACUGGGGAAGAAUCUUUUAGGUGUGAAGAUUGCACCAAAGAGUUUUCAACACAGGAUAAUCUAAUAAUACAUACGAAAUUGCAUACUGGUGAAAAACAAUUUUCAAUGAAUGUGAACAUGAAUGAAAAACCAUUUGAAUGUGAAAUUUGCACCAAAUAUUUUUCAACGAAACUACUUUUAAAAUCUCAUAUGAGAGUGCAUAUUGGUGAAAAACGAUUUGAAUGUGAAAUUUGCACCAAACAGUUUUCACUAAAGGGAAAUUUAAAAAGACAUAUAACAGUGCAUACUGAUGAAAAACCAUUUACAUGUGAAGUUUGCACCAAACAGUUUUCAACAAAAAGUGGUUUAAAAACACAUAUGACAAUUCAUACUGGUGAAAAACCGUUUGAAUGUGAAAUUUGCACCAAACGGUUUUCAAGGAAACACGUUUUAAAAUGGCAUAUGGCAGUGCAUACUGGUGAAAAACCAUUUAAAUGUAACCUUUGUGGAAAGCUGUUUUCAAUGAAUGCUAAUUUAAAAGUACAUAUGAAGUUGCAUACUGGUGAAAAGCCAUUUGGCUGUGAAAAUUGCACCAAACUGUUUUCAACGAAACGACUUUUAAAAUCGCAUUUAGGAGUGCAUACUGACGAAAAACCAUUUAAAUGUAACGUUUGUAGAAAGCUGUUUUCAAUGAAGGCUAAUUUAAAAGUACAUAUGAAGUUGCAUUCUGGCGAAAAGCCAUUUGGCUGUGAAAUUUGCACCAAACAGUUUUCAACGAAACCACUUUUAAAAUCGCAUAUGAGGGUGCAUACUGGUGAACAACCAUUUAAAUGUGAAAUUUGCACCAAAGAGUUUUCGGAAAAGCACCAUUUAAAAAAUCAUAUGACAAUGCAUUUUGGUAAAAAUCCAUUUGCAUGUGACAUUUGCACCAAACAGUUUUCAACAAAAAGUAAUUUAAAAACACAUAUGACCAUUCAUACUGGUGAAAAACCGUUUGAAUGUGAAAUUUGCAUCAAACGGUUUUCAAGGAAACAAGCUUUAAAAUUUCAUAUGGCAGUGCAUACUGGUGAAAAACCAUUUAAAUGUAACCUUUGUAAAAAGCAGUUUUCAUUAAAGAGUAAUUUAAAAGCACAUAUGACAGUGCAUCCUGGUGAAAAACCAUUUAAAUGUGAAAUUUGCACCAAACAGUUUUCAACGAAACCACUUUUAAAAUCGCAUAUGAGAGUGCACUUUGGAAAAAAUCCAUUUGCAUGUGACAUUUGCACCAAACAGUUUUCAACAAAAAGUAAUUUAAAAACACAUAUGACAAUUCAUACUGGUGAAAAACCAUUUAAAUGUGAAAUUUGCACCAAAAAGUUUUCAGCGAGACAAGUUUUAAAUACACAUAUGAUUAUGCGUCAUACACAUGAGUAAAUACACAUAAAUCUCAUAUGCGAGUGCAUGCUGGUGAAAAACCAUUUAAAUGUGGAAUUUGCACCAAACAGUUUUCAGUAAAAUCGCAUAUGAGAGUGCAUACUGGUGAAAGACCUUUCACAUGCAAAAUAUGCAACAAGCAGUUUUUAAAAAGUUCUAAUUUAAAUAAUCAUAAAUAUGAAAGCACAUACUAGUGAAUAGGGUGAGAUAAGCACAGUGCUACUGUAGACGAGCAGCACAUCCUUAAUUUGAGGCUUAGAAAUCGAAAAAGCGACCAUGAUAGGUGAAUGGCAAAUUUUGGUGAUUCUUUAUGUUUUCGAGGUCGCUGAAUCCGAAUAUGAAGUUUAGUUUGAUCUAGAGUUGGUGGAACAUGUUCAAAAAUCAAAUUUUAAGCAAAAAUGCGAAAAACAAUUUUUUAUGAUUUGGCAAUUUUAACUCGCUGUAAAUAUUUCCUUCUGAAGAUGUUACUUCUAGAUAUUCUGAAGAUACGGGUAAUAUGAUCGGUCAUAAAUUUUCUUCAAACAGUUUUCAGCAAAACAACUUUUACAAUCGCAUAUGACAGUGCAUCCUGGUGAAAAACCAUUUAAAUGUGAAAUUUGCACCAAACAGUUUUCAACGAAACAACUUUUAAAAGCGCGUGUGAGAGUACAUAUAUAUAAUAUCGGUUUACAACGUUCUUCGACGUCUUCCGAUUUCCUAUCUCCAUCUCGUUCUGUCAUUCCAUAGAUCGUCCUCGAGUUCUCUGUCCUUGAUUUCUCUAUCAACUCCUUCUCUCCAACUUCUUCUAGGCCUUCCUGGUCUGCACCUUCCUCUUGGUUGCCAUUCGAGGAUUUGUCUUGGUAUUCUAUUCUCCGGCAUUCUCCUUACGUGUCCGUACCAGCUGAGUAGUUUCGUCCUGAUGUCGUCAACAAUAGUAUGUGUAACUCCCAUGAUUUCUCGGACUCUCUCGUUUGUUAUUCUGUCGCGUCUAGAUAUUCCCGCCGAACGGCGCCAGAAGUCCAUUUCUGUUGCUCUAAGCAUUUUCUCUGUUCUGUCUUUUAGGGGCCAAACUUCGCAUCCAUAUGUUGUGAUGCUUUUUAUUAUAGUGUUAUAUAUUCUUUUUUUGUUUUCCUCUACUUGGAGGCUAUGUUGGUCUCCUCCGAUAUUCAUGUAUUCAGUUUUUUCCAUAUUCACUUCUAGACCCCACUCUGUAAACUCUUCUAAUAGUUUUCGCAUCAUGUAACUAAGAUCUUCAGAAUCCUGUGCGAUGAUCACCUGGUCAUCCGCAAAGCACAGCGUGUACAAAGUUGAGUCCGUUAGUGGUAUGCCCAUAUUCGUACAUUUUUUCUUCCAUUUGUUGAGUGCUGCUUCGAGGUAUAUUUUGAAUAGUGUUGGUGAGAUACAGCAUCCUUGCCUUAGUCCUUUAGUUACUGUGAAUCCAGGUGUUAUGAGAUUUCCCGUUUUAAUUCUUGUUGUUUGUUGGUAGUACAACGUUUUUACGGCUUCAACCAAUUCUAUAUUUACAUUUGUUUUCUCCAGUGCCUCCCAUAAUUUAACCAGUGGGACACUAUCAUACGCUUUUCUAAGGUCUAUAAACAUCAGAUGGACUUCUUGACCACGAGCAACUUUCUUUUCAAUUAUCUGAGUAAUGGAGAAAACAUGAUCUAUUGUAGAUCGACCUGCGCGAAAACCAGCCUGUUCUUCGGCUUCCAUAUUUUGGUAUUCUUCUUCUAUUCGAUUUUUAAUAAGUUUUCCAUAUAUUCUGCUGAUACUGCUAGUGACUGCAAUUCCUCUAUAGUUUUCAGGUUUUGAUUUAUCUCCCUUUUUGUGGAUAGUGCUCAGAUGUGAUUCUUUCCAUUCUUCAGGUAUUUCAUGGUUAUUCAAGCAUUGCUGGAAAAGUUGUCUUAGCCGCUUAAUUAGAACUUUAGGUCCAUAUUUGAUGAGUUCCGGAGCUAUAUUUCCUGGGCCAGGUGAUUUGCCAUUCUUCAACUGUUUGCAUAUGGUUUCGACUUCUCUCUCAUUUACUCUGAUUGGUGAUCCUAUCAACCUGACGCCUUGUAUACCGUUGGAUUGUAUCUGUUUGAAGGGCUCUCUUGUCUCUGUUAGUAAAUCUUCAAAGUAUCCUUCCCAUGUUUGUGGUGAUAUAGACUGAAUAAUGUCUUUCUUUCUGUCGUUUCUUAAAUUUUUUAAUAGUUUCCAACUUUCUGAACUUUGGCUUCCACCUCUAUGUAUGUAUUUAGCAUGGUACACUUUUUUGUCCAGGAUUCGUUUUUCUUUUGACAUAUUUUUCUUCUGACCCUCGCUUGCAUUCUUUUAUAAUGUAUUCUGUCUUCCACGUUUUUUGUGUUCAGAUAUUUUUGAUACAAUUCUCUUUUCUUUGUUAUUUCCUGCGAAAUAUCUUGAUCCCACCAAUACGGUUUUCGAUGUAUGGUUUUUUCAUAUCGCCCUAGUGCUUCUAAGGCAGCGGCGUGUAUACAUUCUUUGAUGUUUUCGUAUGACUGAUUCACAUUUCUGGUAUUAUCUUCCGUUUCAAUUAGUUUUUCUUCCAGUCUACGUUUAUAUAGGUUUUUAACACUUUCUGGGUGUAAACUAUUCAAAUUGUAUCGUACUUCUUGGAGCUGUUCAUUUGAAUGAUUACCUUGCGGUGUUUCUUUUUCUAUCUUUGGUGGAAAUGAAAUAUCUGAACGUAGGAGAUAGUGGUCACUGCCACAAAUUGGUCCUCUACAUGCUCUCACAUCUGUUGUUUUAAGUCGACUUUUUUGUUUAAGAAUGACAUAGUCUAUAACUGAUUUUAAGUUGCGGGUUUCCUGAGUCCACGUAUAUUUAUGAAUAUUUCUAUGCUGGAAAUAUCCGUUCAUUAUUCUAAGUCCAUUCUGGUCGCAGAUAUCUAUUAGCCUUUCUCCGUUAUUGUUUGUGUUAUCUUCUCCAUAUCUGCCAACUACUUUGUCGUUGUUCUUUUUCCCUACUCUGCUGUUGAGGUCUCCUAGGAUUAUUAUUUCAUGUGAGAGUACAUCCUGGUGAAAAACCAUUUGAAUGUGAAAUUUGCACCAAACCGUUUCUAUUUAUUUAUUUAUUUUUUACGGGCAAGCCCAAUUCUAUAAAAAUACAUUACAUUUUUUAAUUAAACAUAAAGUGUUGCAUUCCAGAACAAAGUUCUUCGAAUUAUAACCAAUGCUCCGUGGUAUGUUCCGAACAACAUAGAAAAAGACAUCCAAGUUCAAUCCAUAAAAACUGAAGCCACAAAGUACAGUGAAAAAUACAAAAACAAAACUAGUGUUCACUCUAAUGACUUAGUGCUCGAACUGUUAAAUGUCAACGAUGAAGUGCGUCGACUAAAGCGUUUUAAGCCUACAGACUUAAUAAACAGAUUUAAAUAAAAUUAUUUAACAUUUACCACUACAUUAUUAACUUUGUUUGUUAACUAUAUGUUAAAGGAAGCCUCUUACUGGAGAGAAUUCCUACAUGGCAUUUGUUCUUCUAAUAAUUGUCAUAAAAUUUACUUAUUGUUACGAGUGAUAACAGAUUGUAAAUUAAAUGGAGCUUAAUAAAAAAAGUGUUACAUAAA